AUGCCAGCCAGAUCGAAAAAAGCCCAGACGACCAAGCAGAACAACUGCCGAGACCGCAAACGUGCGGCCUCGAUCGCCAAGUGGCUCAAGAAGCCCUGGGUUAAGGAGCACCUCCGCCGAGGGUUGGAAGUGCACCUGCAGAAGGUCCGCAACAACGUCAAGACCCUGAAGCAGCAGAAAGCCGACCUCCAGAAGGAGGUUGCCGCGAAGAAAAAGGACAACUUCUACCUUCGCCGUGAUGUCUUCCUGCACACGGCCUUCGACCGGGUGAAAAGCAAGAACGACGCCCUGCACAACCAGCUGGCCGAGGCCCGCGGCGAGCGCGACGCCGCCAAGCGGACGGCGCGCACCGCUCUGGCGAAGGGGAAGCGGGAGGGCGAGGAGGCCGCUUGGGAGAAGGCGAACAAGGAGCUCUGCAGCUUGCAGACUGCCCUCAGCAAGGCGAAGAACCGCUGCAUCUCCACGGAGAAGAGCAGGUUCAUGCUGAACGCCUCCAGAGCGCAGCGGGAGGCUUACCACGAGCUCGCCAAGCGGCCAAAAGGCCGCGGGGCGAGCCUGCGGGACGGGUGCUUCGGCACUCAGUAGCCCGCUGCCGCGGCCAACGACUAAUUCGGCCACCGGCCUUGCACGUGCAAGCCCAAGAGAAAAGAAACACAGGGCGGGGUUGCGAUGGUGCAACAAGGGCCGACGUCGAUUCGAUUGGCGGUUGACAAAGAGGGGCAUCCUGUUUUGGAUGCCCCUCUCAUCGAAGGUAGAAAGGGCCCGAGCACUCGAAACUGAGAAAACAG
Molecule: messenger RNA, 788 nt
Organism: Prorocentrum cordatum
Lineage: Eukaryota; Dinophyceae; Prorocentrales; Prorocentraceae
Source: the annotation of a GenBank genome assembly